AUGGACGCAUCAUCUCCGCUGGCUGCGAUGCACCCGGCACCUCCUCCGUCAUGGGGCCGCCCGUCGCAUGCCCAUUUCACCAGCAACCCAUUCGCAGGGCCCAUGAGCAUCCGGGAACAGCUGCAGCGGUCGAAGCCUGACUACUUUAACCUUAAGUCGGUUCGUGGUUCGUCUCCGACUGCAAGUCUCGCUGCAGACCUCUCGCAGAACUUCCGUAUAGAUAAUGACGCAAGCCCCCCUUUCCCCACGCCGCGGCGAGCGCUGUUCACUUCCAACAUGAUGGGAAACUUCGAGGACCGAGAGUACAUCACGACGCCGCCUCUGCCUGCGACGUCGUCUCCAGUUCCCAUGCACGAUGCCAUGGAUAUCUCUCCGUUGCCUCAGAAGGAUGCCUUUGGCACCACAAUCGAGAUCACAUCACCCACCCCCAUAUCUUCCCCUGAAGACGAGAUGAUGAUGGAAUCUCCCAUCCCCAACUCCAUGCCGCGCCACUUCUCACUAACUCUUGAGCCGUCAAAGCCUUUGAUUGACAGCCGCAGAAGAACGGCACUGCGACGUCCGUCUCUGACUCGCGCCAAGGGUCACUCGACAAGUGCCCUGCACACUCGCUUGCACCCUGAGAGUCAGAUCUCAUCUUUCCGGUUCGGGUCUGAGUGUCGCUUUGGUGGUGCAUCUGCAUCAAUGGCCCCCAGCGAGUUAUUCCAGGACUCCCCGCCACAAAGACCACAGACUGCCAAUAGCCCCUCGGAGCAAGGCUCUGUUCGCCCGAAGCCUCAGUUCGCGAGUCUGACAGGAACCCGGGAUAUUCGGAAUGGUUCGCCAGUUGCGUUGUACUCACGCCGUCCUUCAAACCCUUUCAUCCGACCGCGUCGGCAAUACCGCCGGUCCUUGAGCAUGUUCGAGAGCCCUGCUGAUAUCAUGAAGGCGAAAGCUACCGAGGCUUGCACACAGCACUCCCUGCAACCCGUUACGGACGUGGAAGAGGCCAAGGGCCCUGUUCUGCCCCAUUUCUUCCCUGAAGGUCAAAGUGACAGCAUUCCAAGAGUCUCUAGAGCUACAUUCCUUGACAUCAUUGAUGGCAAGUACAAUGAGCACUACACGCAGAAGAUUGUGAUCGAUUGCCGUUUCGAAUACGAAUAUGAGGGCGGACAUAUCGACGGUGCCAUCAACUACAACGACAAGGAGCUUCUGACAAGACACCUCUUUGAUACGCCAAUGGAUGGCAACACCCUCUUGAUCUUCCACUGCGAGUACUCUGCUCACCGUGCACCGAUGAUGGCUCGUCAUGUCCGAUCUGAAGACCGCACUGCCAAUGCGGAGUUCUACCCGAGACUGACGUACCCAGAAGUGUACAUCCUGGAAGGCGGCUACAGUGAAUUCUUCGACCAGCACCGCGAUCGCUGCUAUCCCCAAGCCUAUGUGGAGAUGGGUGCCGAAGAACAUGCGUUCACGUGUGAGCGUGAGCUGGGCAAACUCCAACAAAAGCGAAAGGGCUUGGGUCGAGCCAAGACCUUUGCUUUCGGCCACCGAGAGUCAAUGGUCGACGCAUCUCCCACGGCUCCUGGUAGGCUCAUGGGCCACCAGUCUCCUGAUAUGAUGAUUGGCAAUUCGCCGAUUCUCGGAAACAACCGGUCUCCUGCGCGGCGUUUGGCGUCAUACUAA
Messenger RNA from Anthostomella pinea, 1662 nucleotides. The record is from the annotation of a GenBank genome assembly. NCBI's taxonomy places the organism in Eukaryota, Fungi, Ascomycota, Sordariomycetes, Xylariales, Xylariaceae.